AUGAACGCUACACCAAAACAGACUGUUCGCGCAAGGCUCCCAAAGUUAGAGGUGAAAAGAUUUAAUGGGAAAAUUCAAGAGUGGCAAGAAUUUUGGGACUCUUUUGAUAGCUCGGUCAACCAGAAUGACGCUUUAUCCGAGGUAGAUAAAUUCGCGUAUUUGAAAGGUCUACUGGUUGGUCCCGCGCAGACAACUAUCGCAGGGUUCACGUUGACAGCAACGAACUAUAAAGAAGCAUUAGAACUCCUGAAGACACGAUAUGGGAAGAAAAUGGCGAUACAGAGAGCUCAUAUUCAAGCGUUAAUAAACAUAAAGCCAGUAUACAACGAGCGAGAUGUGCGUCGACUACGGGAAUUGUACCAUGCCUGUGAGACAAACUGCCGAGCUCUGAAAACCCUGGGAGUGGACGAAAGUUCGUAUGCUACGAUUGUUGUUCCGGAAAUACUCGACAAGCUGCCGGAAUCCCUUCGUUUGACGAUAACUCGUGGGUCAAGUGCAGGUGGAUCAGAUUUUCUAUAUUGGACGAUGAAGGAUAUUUUAAAAGCGCUGCUAGAUAAAAUUGAAUUACGCGAAGCACACGAAUCAUCUACGACGAACACGUCAAAACAAGAACGAAGGAAACCACAGUUUCUAGAUGGAUCGGCGGCUGCUCUUGUGAAUCAUACCACCAGGGAAGGGAAGGCAAUAUGCAUAUAUUGUUUACAAGAACAUUUAUCACAAGAUUGUAAGAAAAUUCAGAAUGCUGGUGAGCGUAAACAGAUUCUUCGUAAGUACGGACGGUGUUUUAUAUGUUUAAAAAGAGGACAUAUUGGUAGUAAUUGUUUAAAUACGAGUAAAUGA
Molecule: messenger RNA, 840 nt
Organism: Paramuricea clavata
Lineage: Eukaryota; Metazoa; Cnidaria; Anthozoa; Malacalcyonacea; Plexauridae
Source: the annotation of a GenBank genome assembly